This is a messenger RNA of Paracoccidioides brasiliensis Pb18, 924 nucleotides long. RefSeq lists its product as uncharacterized. The coding region runs from base 1 to 924 and encodes 307 amino acids. The transcript has 3 exons. The record is from RefSeq and is a predicted model, not a curated record. Gene Ontology annotation, molecular function: protein binding.
AUGGAUGACAAGGCAAAAGUAUACAACUCGAGAAUUGAAUCCGAUGCUGCCCCGGAAGCGCAACCCAAAACCGCAAGUAAGGUUGAAAAGGACUCUCAUGGUCUAACUCUCACCGAAAGAGUAGAACAACUUGAGGAUGUUUCGGAGAGACCUGAUUUCACGAUAUCAGCAAUAGACUGCGAAUACAACGUCCAUUCCAGGAUUAUUUGUGCCAGGUCACGGUUUUUCGAAAAGGCCAUGAAUGGAAACUUCGCUGAAUCAAGGUCAAAAAGAAUCCAUCUGCCUGAGGAAGAAAUGGAUAGCCUUGAGUUAUUGAUUUCCAUUCUCUAUGGUUUCGAGAUUUCAUACUAUGUAGAGCUUUGGACGGAAGCACAAGAUGACUCCAAUGGAUCGACUGACGGGAUCGAUAAAUCCGAAAGUCGUAUUGCGACGCCCAAGCAUUCGUUGAUGGAGAACAAUAAGUGCCCAGAUGUCCCUCGACAAAGCGCAGGUCUUCGCCUGUUACGCUUCUACGCCCUGUCCUGGGCAAAAGAAACGGUGCUCAUUUGGACCAAAACAAAUGUCCACAGAGGCAGCAUCAUUGAGGUUAUUCGGGAUAUAUACCGAUGCGAAUCCGGCAACUAUACCGAACUCAUGGACGGAAUAUCUGCGAUUAUUAUGGACAAUGUAGACAUAUUGGUCGACCAUGACGGCUUUUAUUAUGUGGUGGCCGAGAAUGGGGAGCUUGGGGCAGAGCUGCUUCGAUAUGUAAUAUUAACGAACAAAAUUGUCAUGUCAGCAAUGUGCAUACACAGUUCAUUGGAAAAGCUGCACAAUAUUGGGGGGCAGAAAUUAGUGUAUGAAGCUGCGAGAUUGAAGUUGAAAAUCCAUCAUAGGUUGGAAAAGUUCCCUGGGCUGUCAUCCAGGAAGACAGGUAGUGAGUGA